Molecule: messenger RNA, 2202 nt
Organism: Kwoniella shivajii
Lineage: Eukaryota; Fungi; Basidiomycota; Tremellomycetes; Tremellales; Cryptococcaceae
Exons: 11
Coding region: 1-2202 (733 amino acids)
Biological process (GO): proteasome-mediated ubiquitin-dependent protein catabolic process
Cellular component (GO): GID complex
Molecular function (GO): protein binding
Source: RefSeq, a predicted model, not a curated record
AUGGGUCACCCGCUACAUACAAAUGGCAAUAGCCCCACAAACGGCAUCUCACACGAAUCUGAGUCUGGUCCAUCAUCAUCAUCAAACAAUCAUGCGUCAUCAUCAUCUUCUUCUUCAAUCGUACCGGGAUCUUUACCUCCUCAUGUGACGAGUUCCAUUCGACCAAUUCGCCCUUCUGGUCAUCUGAUGUAUGAAGAUGAUCGAGAUUGGACUGAACAACAUGAAGGUCUCGUCGAUGACGCAAAAGAAAGUAUAGAUGAUGGUAUGGAUGAAGAUGGUCUGAUUGAUGAUAGGGCUUCGAAAAGAAGAUCAACCGGAAGACCUGGUGUAGGUGGAGGCAAGAGAAUGCCUGUCGAAAGGGAAGAAGCUGUCAGGUUGAUGCUACAAGGUCUGCGAGAUAUAGGUUACCACCAAGCAGCAGACGUACUUGAGAUAGAAUCGGGAUAUCAACUCUCUUCACCAUCCGCUUCAGAUUUUCAGUCAGCUAUCUUAGGCGGACGAUGGUCUGAAGCUCUUGCUCUUCUUCCUGAAUUGGGUAUACCCAUUACGAUUCAACAAGAACCAGAAUCUUCAGGUAGCAGUAUCGCAUCGGGUAAAACCAAAGCUAUCGUAGCGGGGAAAGGUACUGGAAGUAUAUCAGGUCAAGCAAACUUCCUCAUUGCUCAACAGAAGUACCUCGAGUAUCUUGAAGUAGGUCAACAAAAGAAAGCUCUAGGUGUGUUGAGAGGAGAAUUAGCAAGAGUAGCUAAAGAUCAAGAGGUUCUUCACUCUUUAUCAGGCUUCAUGAUGUGUCUUGAUAAAGACGACUUGUAUGAACGAGCAACGUGGGACGGCGCUCAAGGUGCCUCUCGUAGGCAAUUACUCGAACACUUACAAGCUUUCAUCUCCCCUCAGAUAAUGGUACCGUCCCGUCGGCUCGCGACGUUGUUUGACCAAGCAAGGAGAAACCAACAAUUGUCAUGUCUUUAUCACGAAGAACCAGAAAGUUCUUCAUUAUAUGUUGACCACAAGUGCGAAAGCGGACAAUUUCCUUCCGUCACCACACAUGUUUUGGCAGACCACUCAGAUGAGGUAUGGAGGAUCGAAUGGAGUCCCGAUGGAAUGUUUUUAGCUAGUGCAGGGAAAGACAAAACGGUUGUCAUAUGGCAAUUGCAGCCUACACCUAAAGAAGGAGGUGGAACACAAUAUAGCGUUGUGCCUUUCGUGCCACUCAAACGACAUGCGGAUGCUGUCGAUGCCAUGGCUUGGUCUCCUGACGGGAAGACUUUAGUCACAGGUGCAGAUAAGAAUGUUUUUGUCUGGAAUGCCAAAACGGGUGAAGAAAAACCUAAACCUUCCGCUAGCUCACAGCAUGGGGAUAUGAUCAGUGCUAUACAGUGGUUACCAGAUGGAUCUGAAUUUAUAGUUGCAUCCAUGGAUUGUAAAGUGGUAUUUUACACUCCAGAAGGACAUAUGCUGCGUCAAUGGUCCGCUUUCCCCCUUCAACUGAACGAUUUUGUCAUUACUCCGGAUGGCAAACGAAUCGUAGCCAUAACAACUCACUUGAAACGAGUGUCCCACAAUGACAAGCUAAAACAAGCAAUGUCUGCUCGUCCAGCAGAUGAAUCCGAAACGACUCCUGCUGUUCCUGUGAUCGGCCCCAAUGGCGGUCCGAUACAACCAUUCCAAUACGCUACAAUGGAGCAUUCGAUCGCGGUGAUAAGGAUCGCAGACCACGAGAUCAUCGACUGGUCACAAGAUUUGAGAUGCGAGACGACGAGUAUAAAGAUUUCAAGUGAUGGCAGGAAGGUUAUCGUCAGUUGUACACCUGAUGAAAUCCAGGUGUGGUCUAUAGAUCCAGGAUUGAAAUACGUUCGCAAGCAUAGUGGUCAUGUUCAAGGACAUUUCCUUAUUCGAAGUUGUUUUGGUGCGCCUAAAGAUCGGUUCGUCUUAUCAGGUAGCGAGGAUGGUCAUGUUUAUGUUUGGCAAGGAUCGUCGCCGAAUCCUAUUGAAGUUUUAUCGGGACAUAAAGAUGUGGUAAAUUCAGUAGCCUGGAAUCCUAUAUCUUCAAGAAGGAUCUUCGCGAGUUGUAGUGACGAUCACACGAUACGAAUAUGGCAACCACCUCUCACUCUAGGUGAAUCUACUUCAUCGCAUAAUGAAAAUGAUGGUAUAGAAGGAGACGGGAUGAAGAUUGCACAAGAUGAAGGUAUGAUAUUGUAG